AGCAACGGUGCUGGGCCGCGGCGGCCGCGCAGGUGAGGCCGCGCCCGGGGCUCGCGGUCCCGCUCAGCGCCGCUGGCCGAGCUCUUCCUCCGCGGGGACGGGGGCGGCGGACCGGUGUGGCGGGGCCCCUUCGGUUGUGCGGUCCGCUCGGGCCGCAUUCCGCUGCCUCGCACCCUCGGGCUGUGGCAGGGGGCACGCCCCGGGCUGGGGUGUCCUCUAGGCCAAGAAGCGACUCCUCCUGCUGAGGAGAGGAACACAGAGCCCUGUUCCUCUCAGCUGGCUGUGCCGCAGCACUUGCUGAACUCCAGGUCGCCCCUGCACCCUUUCCUGGAGUCCCUGUGGAAGGACCAUGGAAGAAACUGAGGAGGAAAAAAAGGACGAGGCCGAUUAUAAAAGGCUUCACAGUUUUCCUCUGAUUAGGCACUCGGACAUGCCGGAGGAGAUGCGUGUGGAGACCAUGGAGCUGUGCGUCACAGCGUGUGAGAAGCAUGCCACCAACAAUGAGAGCGCUGCCAAGAUGAUCAAAGAGACAAUGGACAAGAGAUUUGGGUCCUCCUGGCAUGUGGUGAUUGGGGAAGGUUUUGGCUUUGAGAUCACUCAUGAGGUGAAGAACCUGCUGUACAUGUUCUUUGGUGGCAGCCUGGCCGUGUGCGUCUGGAAGUGCUCCUGACCCCUGGCUGGGUCCCAGACUUGCUAAUUACAAGAGGUUUCUUCCUGCUCUUGACAAGUUUUGUAUGAUCUGGAGGUGGGGCUUUAUUUUUAAUACUUAAAUGUCAAGAUUUCUUUUUUUCAUACUGACGUAACAGUUCUGUGGGAUACAUAAAGUUGCGUGUGUGUGUGUGUGUGUGUGUAUAAACUUGCUAAACUGUCCUGUCCUUGUGGGAUUUCUCAUCUGUCUGUGGCUCUUUCCUUCGUGUUUGAGCUGGAGCAGGAAGGAAGUGAGGAAUAGGUAAUCUCACAACACACUGCACAGCAGCACUAGCAGGGGAAAGGGAAAACAAAAAGGUGCUAUCUAGCCCUAUGGUUUCUUUAACUCCCAUUUAUUCCACACAGUUUUCCUCUCUCCUCUGCUCUCUCCGCUACCAUGCAGCAUGGCUCUGACCAGCACCUGUCUUUCCUCUCUCUGGAUGCUGCUUAUACAUUCUUCCUCCCUUCUAAGAUGUCUGUGCAGACCUGACAGCACCAAGGGUCUCCCUUCAGGCUGCCUGUGGAGGUGUGAGCCACUGGGAAGCAGUCCCAGAUUGCCCUUCCCUGCUGUUUUGGGAGGGUACAGCAGCUGAGCUGCCUGGGUGUAGGAGGUUGCUAUGCAAACUGCCCCCUCCUUUCUCACCCACAGCACACUGAGACAGCAUGAAAACACAGGCGGCUGACGAUGCCUGGGGAGUGGGUGAGAGCUCUUUUUAAGGCUCAAAUGCCUCCCUGUCAGUUCCUGGGGGUGUUGCAAGUGCUGUGUACUUUCAGCAUCUUGUUUGGAGGCUGACAGAGGAAGGAGGCUCCAUGUGAAAUAUAACUUGGUCAUCAGAAACCUAAUGUCUCUCUGGACUUGCUUUCUUUUAGCCUGUUUAAUUUUUUUAAAGCUGUCGGUGUUGGAGGAUUGAAUGAGCAUAACUAUGUUACGUGUAUGGCUUAUUUAUAAAACCUGGGGAACUGUGUUUUUACAAUAAAAGUUUAGUAAAAUGUC
Messenger RNA from Parus major (Great Tit), 1681 nucleotides. RefSeq names its product dynein axonemal light chain 4 (gene DNAL4). The record is from RefSeq and is a predicted model, not a curated record. Gene Ontology annotation, cellular component: dynein complex. Bases 350 to 670 code for a protein of 106 amino acids. Gene Ontology annotation, molecular function: dynein light intermediate chain binding; dynein intermediate chain binding. Gene Ontology annotation, biological process: microtubule-based process. NCBI's taxonomy places the organism in Eukaryota, Metazoa, Chordata, Aves, Passeriformes, Paridae. The transcript is spliced from 4 exons.